GGGCGGCACGCGAUUCCGCCCUACGCACCCGUCAUGUCCUCCUCCACGUCUCCAGGCGUCGUUGAGCGCGUCCAAAACUUCGUCUCCGAGAACCGUCGUGCGGUCAUCAUCGGGACAGCGGCUGCGCUUGUUGCCAUUGGGGGUGUCGCAUACUAUGCAUCGACGUCGCGCGGGCCUAAGGGCGGGGACGUCGAGAAGGGCGAGCGCAAGAAGGACAAGAAGAAGAAGAAGCGAAAGGGGACUAAGGGCGGGGAGGGACCCAUAUUAGAGGAGCGGACGGCUUCGCUUCCAGAUGAUCCCGAAUUCAAGUGGACCUUAGAUGAUAUCGCUGGCAUGUCGGCUGAGGAGCGAACAAAAUCGGCCGCAUCGCUGAAGACCAGAGGGAACUCGGCAUACGGGCAGCGCAAAUUCGACACCGCUGUUCAUUACUACACUCGCGCUAUCGAAGUCACGCCGAAGCCCGAACCUGUAUUCUAUAGCAAUCGUGCAGCAUGUUAUGUAAACAUGAGCCCGCCUCAAUAUGAAAAAGUAGUGGCCGACUGCGACGAGGCCUUGAAGCUCGACAAAGCCUAUGUCAAAGCUCUGAACCGCAGAGCAACAGCCUUCGAGGGACUCGGCAAGUUGACGGAGGCAUUGCGAGACUAUACUGCUGUGGCAAUACUCGAAAAAUUCUCCAACGACUCAGCUUCGGCGACUGUCGAGCGCGUGGUGAAGAAGUUGGCAACUCAGGAGGCACAUGACAUUAUCUCGACUCGUGAACGCCGCCUUCCUUCAUAUACGUUCAUUUCCGCGUACUUCGGCGCCUUCCGCCCGAGACCGCUACCCACGCUUCCGGAAAAUCCGUCGCAGGGUGAUAAGACUCUGAUCAUGUCGCUGGAGGCUCUCGGUGCGGGCGACUACGCACACUCGCUGAGCCUCAUAAACGAGGCUCUUGAGCAGGGCAUCUCCUGGGAUGCCGGAAAGGCGGAGGCACUUAACCUCCGUGGAACCUUCAAAUUCUUGAUGGCCGACGUGGACGGGGCGAAGGAAGACUUCCUCGCGUCCAUUAAGUUGCAGCCUUCGCUGACACAAACCUGGGUCAAGAUUGCUAGCGUGUACAUGGAGCAGGGUGAUCCGAAGAAGGCGUUUGAGGCAUUCGAUCAGGCCAUCAAGCACAACCCGAAUGACCCGGAUAUCUACUACCACCGCGGACAAGUGCUGUUCAUCAUGAACGAGUUCGACGAAGCCGCAGAGAACUACACCAAGUCGACCGAGCUGGACAACCAGUUUGUAUUCAGCCAGAUCCAGCUUGCCGUCGCACAGUACAAGGCUGGUCAGACCCCGGCUGCUAUUGUAACAUUCCGCAAGACGCUGGAAGCAUUUCCUCAGCGGAGCGAGCCGGCUAAUUACUAUGGUGAGCUGCUUCUCGACCAGCACCGAUACCCGGAUUCGGUACAGGAAUUCGAUCGUGCCAUUGAGAUCGAGCAAAGUCGUCCCAGGCCGCCGCCGAUCAACGUGUUGCCGUAUGUCAACAAGGGCCUUGCAUUGUUCCAGUGGAAGCAAGAUCAUGGCGCUGCCGAGCGUUGCUGUCAAGAGGCCCUGCGCCUUGAUCCGGAGUGCGAGGCGGCGGUGGCGACGCUCGCACAGCUGAGCUUGCAGCAGGGCAAGAUCGAUGUCGCGAUGGAGAUGUUUGAGCGACAAGUCGCUCUGGCGCGGAGCGAGCCCGAGCUGGCGAAUGCGAUAUCAUACAAAGUGGCCACGGUCGCACAAAUGCAGUUCAUGAAGAACUACCCCGAGUUGGCGCAGGAUUUGACUCAACUUGCGAACACGAUGCGGUAAUUUAUCUGAUAAUCUCGACCUCUUGAUCCACGCCGGGAUUGAUUUUGAAGUCGUGGAAAGACGUCGUGGUGGCUUUCGCUAGGGAGUACGAACACUCGUUUUCUCCAUAUGCAUCAUCCGUUUUUCUACGGAUGCGUAUUAGUACUCCCACUAUACAUAUUGCUUAUAAUACGUCAAUGAAUGAACACCAUCGCUCACCUCAUAAU
Molecule: messenger RNA, 2024 nt
Organism: Laetiporus sulphureus 93-53
Lineage: Eukaryota; Fungi; Basidiomycota; Agaricomycetes; Polyporales; Laetiporaceae
Product: ADP/ATP carrier receptor
Exons: 12
Coding region: 34-1818 (594 amino acids)
Molecular function (GO): protein binding
Source: RefSeq, a predicted model, not a curated record